Anopheles marshallii is the source of this 954-nucleotide messenger RNA. Its product is annotated as beta-1,4-galactosyltransferase 2. The record is from RefSeq and is a predicted model, not a curated record. Gene Ontology annotation, biological process: glycosphingolipid biosynthetic process; carbohydrate metabolic process. Gene Ontology annotation, molecular function: N-acetyl-beta-glucosaminyl-derivative 4-beta-N-acetylgalactosaminyltransferase activity. NCBI's taxonomy places the organism in Eukaryota, Metazoa, Arthropoda, Insecta, Diptera, Culicidae. Bases 1 to 954 code for a protein of 317 amino acids. The transcript has a single exon.
AUGAUAACAUUCCGGCUGUCGAACGGUGUGUACGCGUAUGCGGCCUACCUGGUCCUGAUGGUGUACCUACUGUGGCCGGGGCGUUUUGCCAGCCUGUACGACUACAUCGAGGGUGAGAACAUUUACGAUCAGCUGAUACGCAAAACGACCAAAAACAUCUCGCUGAUGCGUAAUGGACUGCGGUGCGAUUACAGUGAAGUCAUCGAGGAAAAUCUCUCCCUCUAUCGGCCACCGUACACGGAGGAUAUUAUCAAUAACAACGUCCGGCUCGGGGGUGAAUACUAUCCGGAAGAUUGUCUGCCCAGCUUCAGUACCGCCAUCAUCGUACCGUACCGGCAGCGUGAACGGCAGCUGAAUCAGUUCCUCAUCUACAUGCACAACUAUCUCCGCCGGCAGCGCAUACACUACCGAAUAUUCGUGAUUGAGCAGUACGACCCGAAACCGUUCAAUCGCGCCAAACUGUUCAACAUCGGAGCGCUGAUUGCGAUGGGGCUGGACUAUCCGUGUUUGGUGCUGCAUGACGUCGACCUGAUGCCGAUGAAUCUAGGCCAUCUGUACGCUUGCUCACGCAAACCGCGCCACAUGUGUUCGAGCCUGGACGUGUUCCGGUACAAUCUGCCGUACCGUGGCCUGUUCGGUGGUGCGGUAGCCCUCGAAUCGAGCGUGUUUCUCAACAUCAACGGUAUGUCGAACAUGUUCAGUGGAUGGGGCGGUGAGGACGAUGACCUGUACGCGAGAUUGCAGAACAAACAGAUCGAGAUAUGUCGCUUCAGUCCGUCCUACAGUCAGUACUCGAUGUUAAAACACCACAAGGAGGCACCCAACAAGGAUCGGGUCGCGUUUUUGAAGAAUGGCAAAUUGCGCUACCACACGGACGGGCUGAAUUCGCUCGUUUACAAACAGGUCGGCUUCAAGCUGCACAACCUUUUCACGCAUGUACUUGUUGAAACAUAA